This is a messenger RNA of Triticum turgidum subsp. durum (durum wheat), 1398 nucleotides long. The record is from the annotation of a GenBank genome assembly. NCBI's taxonomy places the organism in Eukaryota, Viridiplantae, Streptophyta, Magnoliopsida, Poales, Poaceae.
AUGGCUUGUUCUAUUCCCUCUCUGCUCAUCUGCCUGCUUCUUCUUGCUCCCCAGCUUGGCAGCUCUUACCACACCACCAGCUACUCCCACGGUGGAACGCAUGUCGUCCUCCGUUCAUCCCAGGAUUCAAGGGUUCCGCCGAGCUGCUCGCCCAUCCAUUCCGGUGAUGACGGGGGGCCGCUGCCUGUAAUGCAUCGCCGGAGCGCGUGCUCUCCUUCUGGCGCCGGCUUGGACCAAAGCAAGCCCUCGGUCGACGACACCUUCGACCGCGACGCCCUCCGCCUAAGCACGCUCUUCGGGAAGUCUGGUGUGACGAUCCCCUCGACCGGCACUCCACUGGCGGCUUUGCCGGGCGCGUCCGAGUACCACGUCGCCGUCGGCUUCGGUACGCCGGUGCAGAAGUUCCACGUGGGGUUCGACACGGGCAGCGCCUCCGCGGGAGCCACGCUGCUCCAGUGCAAGCCGUGCGCCGUGGCCCGUGGCGCGCCGUGCCCCCGUGCUUUCGAUCCGUCCAAGUCCACCUCCCUAGUCCACGUCCCGUGCGGCUCGCCGGACUGCGACGUAAGCGAGUGCAAGGGACGCCGCUGCACGCGCACACUCAACUGGAAAAACGGGCUGCAAAAUGCCACCUUCGUGACCGACACGCUCACGCUCACGCGGUCGGUUAUCGUAGAUAAGUUCAGGUUCUUUUGCCUGGAGAUGGCCGCCAGAUCGGGGGACGGCUCGUCCGGCAUCCUCGACCUCAGCCGGGACAGGCACUCGCUGGCAUCCCGGGUGGCUCCGUCUCGGGCCACGGUGGCCUUCUCCUACUGCCUGCCGUCGUACGCCGACUCCAUCGGCUUCCUCUCCGUCGGCGGCGCCCGGCCGGAGCUCGCCGGCCAUAACGUGACCUACGCCACCCUGCGGAGCAAGGCCCUCCACCCGAACCUCUACUCUGUCCAGCUCGUCGGUUUCUCCAUCGCCGGCCAGGACCUGAAGAUCCCGCCCAUCAAACUCGUUGGUGACACGGUGUUCGAACUGCACACCACGUUCACCUACCUGAGGCCGGACGUCUACGCGGUCCUUCGCGAGCAAUUCAAGGGGUGGAUGAGGCCGUACCGCCUGGCGCCGCCGUUGGGUGAUCUCGACACGUGCUACGACUUCACCGGCUUGAGCUCCAUGAUCCUGCCGGAUGUCACGCUCCGCUUCAAGGGCGGGGCGACCAUGGACCUUGACAUCGAGAACUUCAUGUACUUCAAGGACCCCGAGAACCACUUCUCUGUGGGGUGCCUCGCGUUCGCCGCGGCGCGCACCCUGGAGCCGGUGGUUGCGGUGAUCGGGACCUUGGCGCAGGGGAUGACGGAGGUGGUCUAUGACGUGCUCGGAGGAAAGGUUGGGUUAAUUCCCCGCCGCUGCUGA